GGCUGAGAACAUUUUGGUGCGUGUAGUUGGGUGUAUAUGCAACCCCAGCGUAGGUCUCAGGGAGCAAAAUAUGCAUUUUGUUAAUGGCAACCAUCUUUAUGGAGCUCUGCUGCCCUGACUGUAAUUAACACUCACCAGCCCUCAUACAGCAAGCACCCCGGAUCUACUCACAACUGUAUGUUUGGUGGAUCUAUCAGGUUCUGAAUGGAAAUAAGUCAGAGCAGCAGAUCUGGUUCACUUUAUUCUGGAAGUUCUUUUGUGCAGAAGAAUCGAAGGACAACUUUAGAGCGUGUGGAAAAAUUUAUAUCUGAAAUUUAUUUUACCGACUGCAAUCUAAGGGGAAAAUUGUUUGGCGCUACAUGUCCACUCGAUUCUAUCUCCUAUUUUCUGACAGAACAACGGAUUUCAUAUGAAGAAGCAGUAAAGAGAGAGUUCCAGCCUGCUCAGAUUGGACAGACCUUUGGCCCUACAUGGUGGACCUGUUGGUUCAAAGUGCAUGUAAGCAUUCCUAAAGAAUGGCUGGGAGAGGAAGUCCACUUAAGAUGGGUGUGUGAUGGGGAAGCAAUGGUAUGGAAGGAUGGAGAGCCAGUCCAGGCAUUAACAAAUGAAGGACAGAAGAAUAGCUAUAUUUUAGCUGGUGAAUUUAAAUCCCAUGAUCCACAAAGUAUAACAAUCUACAUUGAAGUGGCUUGCAACGGACUGUUUGGUGCUGGUCAGGGUAGUAUGAUAGCUCCUACUGAUCUUAACAAAACAUUUUGUCUGCAAAAGGCUGAGCUUGCUAUUUUUCGCAGAGAUGUACAAGAAUUGCUGUUAGAUUUUCAAGUGAUAUAUGAUAUGGCUAAGUGUCUUGGAGAAGAUAACCAAAGAGGCUUCCAGGCACUUUAUGUGGCUAAUCAAAUGGUUAACAUGUGUGAUGUAAAUGACCACCAUACAUAUGCUAUUGUCCACAAAAUAUCUUCAGACUUUUUUAGUCAGAGGAAUGGUGUAAGCCAACACAUCAUUCAUGCCAUGGGACACUGCCAUAUCGAUUCAGCCUGGCUCUGGCCUUAUGAAGAAACUAUUAGAAAGUGUGCUCGCAGCUGGAUUUCUGCUGUGCAACUUAUGGCCAAAUAUCCUGACUUCACAUUUACAUGCUCUCAGGCCCAGCAGCUGGAAUGGGUUAAAAACUGGUAUCCUGGGUUAUACAAACAGAUAAAGCAAUAUGUCAAGCUGGGUCAGUUCAUACCUGUUGGUGGCACCUGGGUGGAAAUGGAUGGCAAUCUUCCCAGUGGAGAAUCAAUGGUGCGUCAAUUUCUUCAGGGCCAGCAGUUCUUUCUAAAGGAAUUUGGCAAGAUGUGCACUGAGUUUUGGUUGCCAGACACAUUUGGUUAUUCUGCUCAGCUGCCCCAGCUGAUGAAUGGCUGUGGAAUCCACCGUUUUCUGACUCAGAAGCUUAGCUGGAGCCUAAUCAAUGCUUUUCCUCAUCACACCUUUCACUGGGAGGGCAUUGAUGGCUCCAAAGUCCUGACUCAUUUCCCUCCAGGGGACUCAUAUGGGAUGAUGGGAACAGUAGAAGAGGUGCUUAAAACAGUAAAGAACAACAGAGAUAAAGGCCGUGUCAAUGAUAGCAUUUUCCUGUAUGGAUUUGGAGAUGGAGGAGGUGGUCCAACAGAAAACAUGGUGGGGAGAAUUAAGAGGAUGAAUGACACUGAUGGGUUGCCCAGAGUCCACUUGUCUACACCAGACAGAUACUUUUCAACAGUGGAAACUGAUACAUCUCAGCUCUGCACCUGGGUAGGAGAACUCUUUCUUGAGUUACACAACGGAACCUAUACUACACAAGCACAGAUUAAGAGAAGGAACAGGCAGUGUGAGCAACUUUUACACAAUUUGGAAGCCUUGAGUGCCUUUGCUUUGGCUGAAGAUACCACUUUUAUUUACCCAGCUGCACGGCUGCAACAUCUGUGGAGGUUACUUUUGUUAAACCAGUUUCACGAUGUCCUACCAGGCAGCUGCAUUCAGCAGGUGGUAGAAGAUGCAAUUGGGUACUACAAAGAGAUAAGUACCGAAGGAUUAAAACUUCUCAAAGAAUCUAUUCAUGCACUCUUGAAAACAUGUGUGGUAGAGACUUCAGCAGAUCAUGCACUAACAGUUAUAAACACUUUGCCUUGGGAACGCACAGAAGUGAUUUCAAUCUUAGGAGCAUCAGGGCAGCAGACUUUGGGCCUUGUGAAAGUACCAAGCAUGGGUUAUGUGGUACUGCCUAAAAAUCUGAGCCCUGCUACUCCUGUCACAGUCAUUUUGCAGAAUGAUAACUCUAUAACAAUGGAAAAUGGGAUCCUUCGUGCCAACAUUGAUUCUGCAGGACGGUUGACAUCUCUGAAUUUACUGACCUCUAACAGGGAGUCUGUCGCAACUGGCUGUUUUGGAAACCAGUUUGUGUUGUUUGAUGAUAUUCCCUUGUAUUGGGAUGCCUGGGAUGUGAUGGACUAUCAUCUGGAGACACGGAAGCUUCUAACAAGUGUUAUCAGCAAACUACGGAUUAGCCAAAGUGGAGGACUGCGAGGAGCUGUGGCAUUUACUUUGCAAAUUAGUGAAAACAGCACAAUUGAGCAAGAAAUCAUUCUUGAUGCUUCAUGCCCUUACAUCAGAUUUAAUACUAAGGUCAAAUGGAAUGAGGCUCACAAGUUUCUGAAGGUCGAGUUUCCAGCCCGUGUUCGUAGUUUAAAUGCAACUUAUGAGAUUCAGUUUGGACACAUUCAAAGGCCGACACAUCGCAAUACUUCUUGGGAUUGGGCUAGAUAUGAGGUUUGGGCUCACAAAUGGAUGGAUCUGUCUGAACAUGGCUUUGGUGUGGCAGUCUUAAAUGACUGUAAAUAUGGUUGCUCUGUGCUUAAAAAUAUUUUAAGCCUCUCACUACUCAGAGCUCCGAAGUCUCCGGAUGCAACUGCAGAUAUUGGGGUACAUGAGUUUUCUUACGCGUUUAUGCCACACUGGGGAACAUUUCAGGAAGCUGGUGUCAUCCAGAGUGCGUAUAGCUUUUGUGCUCCACUACUUACCACAGAGUUAACAGAUGUACAGACUAAGUCAUGGAGUGCCUUCAAUGUGCUUUCACCCGCAAUUGUCCUAGAAACAGUGAAACAGGCAGAGAAUCAGCAAGACUCGCUGGUACUGCGGCUGUAUGAAGCAUAUGGUAGCAGCGUGGAGACUUGGUUACAGACACCCCUCCCAGUUAAGGAAGUUUUUCUCUGUGAUCUUCUGGAACGGCCAUCUUCUGGAAAGGCACUCAGAUUGGAGGAACAAGGCGUGAAACUUUACUUUUCUCCUUUUAAAGUGCUGACACUGCUCCUGGUUCUGCAGAGAUAAUUCAUACAAACAGCAGCAAACUGUAAAUCUAAGUUGGUCCAAAUACUUUAAUUAUUAUAUCAGAUUGUGCAAUGUUUAUCAUAAUUUCCCUGACUACAUAUCAAUCAGACAAUGACUGGCUCAGGGAGCUUACAGGACAGCAUAAAAUAAAUAAACAAAUUUCCCACUGAA
Molecule: messenger RNA, 3516 nt
Organism: Xenopus tropicalis (tropical clawed frog)
Lineage: Eukaryota; Metazoa; Chordata; Amphibia; Anura; Pipidae
Gene: man2c1
Product: mannosidase, alpha, class 2C, member 1
Biological process (GO): carbohydrate metabolic process; mannose metabolic process
Molecular function (GO): alpha-mannosidase activity; carbohydrate binding
Source: RefSeq, marked provisional